Molecule: messenger RNA, 1612 nt
Organism: Micropterus dolomieu (smallmouth bass)
Lineage: Eukaryota; Metazoa; Chordata; Actinopteri; Centrarchiformes; Centrarchidae
Exons: 8
Coding region: 550-1458 (302 amino acids)
Source: RefSeq, a predicted model, not a curated record
CUUUUUGUUUUUAUUUUUGUGAUUUAUUUUAGCAAAAAAAAAAAUUUAAUUGGAGAAAAUGGUAGCGUGGGUUUUUACCAAAUGGUUUAAAAAAUUAACAUGAUAAUCUCAAUUUGUAUAAUCCAGAUCUCAAAGCAAGAGGUUGUGGUUAGAUGUGUAACACGGAUGCUAAUAAACAAUAAUAUGUGAGCAAAGUGCACUGCUAACGCCAGAAAGCUAAACCAUAUAUUUAACAUUCUUUUGACAAUGUAUUCACAUUAAAGUGAAAUGGUCGGUGAUGUUUUUGUCUGUAUUGCCUCGACAAAGUGAAACUGCAUCGUGCAGUUUGACAGGUAGUCUGCCGACAUGGCCGCUAGGGGCUUCCACCCUCCCAGUGUCACAUAACAGUGCAGGCAGCACCCGAGCAGAACAAAACGUCGCUGUGUCUGUGUGUCACCGCAGCAGCUAACCAGAAAAUGAAGUCGUACUAAACAGGACAAUGUAAGCUAUUAGUGUUAGUAUAAAUGAUCGCAUGUGAAGGAGACGCCGUUGUCUGCACUUUGGUCCAAGAUGAGCAACAAAAGAGAGAGGGAGCAGAGGAGGAAACUGCAGCACUUUCUAAGUGACCUGGCUUUGCUUGGAUCAUUACAGGGUUUUAAAUACUUCCAGCCUUGGCUUAGAGGGAAAGAGGAGUUGCUGCUGACGGUUGUUAAUGAGGAUCUGGGUUGGCGUUCCCCAGGUUUUGUGGUCUCCAGAGCCUCCUCCUACACCUCCACCAGCAGCUGUAACAGCAGUGAUGUCUCCCCCAGCAGCAGCUUCCCCAGCUUGGACAGCCGGAGCAGCUCUCCCCUGCCUGGGGAGCCUCCAGGCCCACGAGACCCUCAGUCACAGCACACACACACCAAGACGCAGCCACAGAUCGCCAGGGGCCCCAGCAGUGAGGAGCACCUUCUCCCAGCCUCUCCCAGUGAACGGGAGAUAGCAGUGCCUGAGGUGAAUUGCACUCUGUUUUUACUGGCCGGCUACGUCAAAUACGGACGCCCUUAUGCCUGGAUACGCUCCAAUCAUGAGCGCCUGGUCAACAUCGGAGGCGCCGAUUCAAUGGUCAAGGACACGCCGAUGAAACUCAAGUCCAUUGCAGACUGGCAGACACGAGGUAUUCGUGUGUGGGACGUCGUCAGUGAGCUGGUGUGCCUGUGCACCGUUCCCUCUCCCUCCAACCCCUUCGCCCUGGACAUGCGUUACAUCAAAAGUCUUCCCCUCCCUGACCGCUUCCUCGUCACAGGCGCUCUCCUCAACUUCCUGGAGAUGUAUGUGGUUUACGGGAACCGGGAUGAGUUGCACUAUGACAAAGUGGUGGAGGAGGUGAAGCCUCUGAGGCGUCUUCAUGUCCAGUCCCUGCUGGAGGUGCAGCGACACAGAGAGCGCUCCGGGCUGGCCAGCAGUCCCACGGUGCAAGACUCUUCUAGGGAGGAGUGAUUUUGAUCUCAUGUGAUCCAUCUCAAGAUGAGAUAUCCUCUGUGCAUGUUUACUGACUUCUUUUAAUGAUUUUGUGCAUUGUGGUGUGUUUAACGGUUUUGUAAGAUCACCUUUGCAAAGAGACCUAAUGAGUACACCUGUGUGUAAAACCUCA